GUUCAGACUGAAAUCGGUGCGGAGAUCGUUCAUACUGUCAGAAUAGUGUGUGUCGAUAACGGCAAUCGUUCAGUGUAUGGGGCCUUUAGCCAAAACGCAAAGAGACACCUCUAUAAAAAAAGGAAAGAGGGUGAUGACUGGAAUGAGGUAUAAAGCAGAAGGAUCUAACGGCUUGUCCGUACCGACAACGCUUUCAGGAAAUCUCACUUGCGGAAAAAAACCCGGGAAUUGUGUGGCAAGGAAGGGUGGAGUGAGAAACCGAAUUGGUGUGGACCGACUGAUGGAAUGCGAUAACGGGGGUAGUGAUAAGAUAAGUCACGAUUUCGCUUAUCACCGUGGCAGUGCUUUAAGUACACGAGGACUAUCUGCGUUUCACACUUUGUGCUUAUAAUUCGUUUUUUUACGAGUUUUCCAGUGAUUUCUGGGCUUGUGAAAUAACAAGUUAAUUCUGAACGAUUAGUGAUUGUGUUUGUGAUGAUUUAAGCAUUCACUGACGUUGAAACCAAGCGAAAAUGUAAAGAUAUCGGCAACUUUCAUCAGCCUGAAAGACUGGGUACAACAGCACGACUGAAUGUUCGGAUUCUUCAUCUUUUAAAUUUUGGACUUCGGAAUGUAUUUGAAUUCCAGGACAAACUUAAUUUUGAAGCUUGAUUUCCAUAUCUAGUUUUUGAUUGUUAUCGAAAAACCCACCCCUUCAAAAAAGCAAAAAAUAUAUAUCGUUCUAACGAAAUUAAUUUAGUUAUUUCACCUUGUCUGUAUCACGAAUUCGGAGGCAUGUUUGACAUACAGUCACGUGGGUAGGUUUCUAUUAGUCACACAAGGAAGUCCGCAAUCUGCCAUUAGUGGUUCUUGUAAAGUUAAUUUCUCUUCUGUGCUCGCUUUGGACAAGUGAAUAAUGGCGCGGUUGGUUGAUAGGUACAAUUACUGAACUGGAUUAAACAACAACUAAUACAGUCUGCUCGAGUAACGGCAACGUCUUAACGGAAAACUUAAACUAGGCCUAACCAUGAAUUUUUCAGCAAGAGCAAGCCUUUAAUUUUGUUAAUUGUCUUAAAUUUAUAUAAAGACGCGUAAGUAAGUAAUAAAACCAUAUAGAUAAAUAUACAUACAGUUCUGGAUAUCUCCUGCUACAGUUAGCAACUGUGACAGCAACAAUGUCUUCUUAUCAGGAAGGAUCCCCUGACGAAGCGCCUUCUACUAUCUGUCCAGUCUGCCUGGAAGCAUGGAAUGCAUCCGAUCGCCUCCCCAAGUUCUUGGUUUGCCACCACUCCAUCUGCGUCACCUGCGCUGGAGGGCUUCAAAGAACUGCCAAAAAGAAGCUACCCAGAGCAUCGGCAGAGCCAUCAGCCUCUGGUCUGCAACAGCUUGGAGCUUCUCGAGAGUCCCUAGGGUCCCUGGACACGUCUACUGACGAUGUUGUGCAAGAGACUGCGUCUUGGGUUCGAUGUCCGAUGUGUCGAACUCGGACCUUCAUCGAAGAUCCCUAUUUACUCCAGACCAACUUCUACCUCAGUGGGUUGUCUAGUAGUGUGCCUGCGCCAAGACUGGUACUUUGGUGUGAGACUUGUUCAAAAGUAGCUGCUCCUGAGUGUGGCGACCACAACAUAGAGCCCAUUGAUGAAAAGAUGCGAUAUCUACAGGAAGAGCUCGUCCGAAGGACGGAUGUCCUACAAGGCUACGUGAAGGACAGCCUGAGUGCUCACGAAACACACAUGGAAGUGUACCGGUGGCUGUGCGGCAUGUUGCGCCACUCCCACUCAAAGGUCUUGGCUGCCCUCACCCACGCCGCUCAAUAUCAUCAAGCUCUUCAACAUCACACAGAGGCUCUUCAGAACCUGGUGCAAAGGGGGGAAAACCUGCUAUCCAUAAAUGAGAAUGUGAAGAAUAUCCGAAAGAUGACUUCUUUGUUGAAAGAGCUUGAUAUUCAGCAGUCUUCCAUCAUUCGAGAAGUUGAACUUCCUAUCCUGAAUGACACCUUCCAGAUACUUAGGACCCACCAAGGGCCCACGGGGUACAGCAAAGCUUUGGUGGUCUUAGAUGCUGACAAGUCAGUGACUCUGUCGCUCUAUGGCGAGAGAGAUCGUCAGCAGGUUAAUGAUUCGGAGGAUGGUGAAGCCUACGAAAGUGAUGAAUCUUCGUCUGCUCUGAAACGCGCCUUGUCUUUACAAAUGAGCCGGAGGAAGAAAGACUUUGAACACUCUAGCUCAUGGUCGUUGCAAAAAUCAACUUUAGUCAAAGAAACUGUCUCUAACUACCAGAAAUCAUUAGUAACUAAAGGUGACGAUGGGGAACUGCAAACGUCCAUGAUGUUGCAAGAAGGUAUUCCUGAUUUUCAGACAUCAAAUCAGUUAGAAGAUGAUUUUGCAAACAUUGAGCAUUCCGAUAUGUUCAAUGAAAGCAACCAAGAUAUACAAAAGGAUGACGAUCUCUUAAAUACGACAUUGACCAGUACACACAAUACAGAGAAAAUAACAAAAGCCACUAUUGACAAUCAACACAUGUGGAGUGACACCCACAGUUACAGUCUGUCAAAGGAAUCCAUUGCUGACCUUCGAACGACAGAUUUAUUAACAAGGAACAUUGCUGAUGCCCAAAGCAUAGUUCUGCUGAAAGAGCACUCGAAUGAUUCCCCUACUACAGAUCUUUCAGCAGAGGCCACUUCUACUGUCCGUAACACUGAUCUGUUGCAGGGAGUUACAGGUGAUAAUGAGAAAAUCGGUUUGUUGCAUAUCGCCUCAGAUUUCACUGCCGACGUUGCUGAUACCGAUGUGUUACACGACGGCACGAAUGAUGUCGAGAGUAUAGAUUUAUUGCAUGAUUCCACGCCAGAUUUCACUGAUGAUGUCACUCAUAUUUGUUUGUUACCAGAAGGUGCAAAUGAUAGUCAGAACUUAGAAGUAUUGCCCGCUGUUACUUCAGAUUUAACGCAGCAAGAGGCUGAAGAGGAAAUUCCUGUGAAAGAUGACGUUUUGGAUUCUUUUUACAGUGCCAGGAGAGAUGUCAUAGAUGGAGCACCUGAUACAUAUCCGUCUGCCCCGCCACAAAAUGUAGGAACCGCACCUGAAGAAGUGACCUACGAAGCCAUAGAACCAAUUGUGGUGCAUGAGAAUCACUCACUGUUGAGCUUUCCCACGGCACCUCUGCUAGAAUCUUUGCCAAGAGAUGGCACUUUUGGAAGGCAGACCGUCAGCAUAGCUAAUAGACGAUAUCCAUCUCAUCUAUAUGAUGAGGAACCAAUCAUUGAACCGGCCUCUCUCCUGAACAACACAGGCUCUCGGAGGGGAGAUGAUUCUACUGACGUUGACGAGAUAUCUCUGCAUAAAGAGAGUCCCAUUGAGAUUGCAACCACUCCGCUCGUCGCUUUAACCCAUCCAGGAGACUACGAUGCACGUCCAGAUGCAAUAAUGCUUCCAAGGAACCAAGAGGAGCGAUCCGAUGUUUCUUCGCAGCUAAGGAAUACAGAGGGAGAAGGACCCAUCAGUGAGGAAGCCGUGGCGUCACGAAACCGUCGACGCCGCGGGAAAAGAGGAAAGAAGAGACCUUCUAGCACUAGGCCGAGAAGACCAAACCCGGGAGAAAGUCAGCAACAGCAGCAGCAUCAAGAACAACAGCGCCCGAGAGGGAGGCAGAGGAGCCGCGGCAGACGCCACCAACAGCGUAGAAGAUCCAGCAGUAUGUGUCGAGUACACUAAUCUAGCCUUUCUUAGGCCCAUUUUCACUUGAAAUCUGUGGGAAAAUUAGUCUCUUGGUGUAAAAUUGGCAUUUUAGGCAUUGGAAUGGAUCGGAAAUGGUCACUACAAUUAGUUAAUUAUUAAUUACACUUAUAACAGUA
Messenger RNA from Macrobrachium nipponense, 3832 nucleotides. RefSeq lists its product as uncharacterized. The record is from RefSeq and is a predicted model, not a curated record. Bases 1155 to 3692 code for a protein of 845 amino acids. Lineage: Eukaryota; Metazoa; Arthropoda; Malacostraca; Decapoda; Palaemonidae. The transcript is spliced from 5 exons.